This is a messenger RNA of Puccinia graminis f. sp. tritici CRL 75-36-700-3, 849 nucleotides long. RefSeq lists its product as uncharacterized. The record is from RefSeq and is a predicted model, not a curated record. The transcript is spliced from 9 exons. NCBI's taxonomy places the organism in Eukaryota, Fungi, Basidiomycota, Pucciniomycetes, Pucciniales, Pucciniaceae. The coding region runs from base 85 to 849 and encodes 254 amino acids.
AACAGCAUCGGCUCAACUUGUGUGAAGACUAGGAAAGCAGAAAAAAAUAAAGAAUUAUAAGCUGAUACUCUUGAAGUUCUCAUCAUGCUUGUUUCCUCUCAUCACCUUGCUCUUGCUACGUCUCUGCUCACUGGAGCCUGGUUGGCUCGUACGACUCUCGCAGUGAGCUGUGAUAUUGGCGAAUUAGUCGAUAGGAAAGAGUGCGAUGCCGCCGUCGCAAGUAUCGUUUAUGAUAAACCCUCCAACACUCUCGACAGAGUCUCGAGCAGGUUUGCGAAGCUCUCGGGAAAUUGUACCAUAAUCCUCUCAAAUCCCAGAAAAGACGUAGUAACCAAGCAGCAAAUCGAGGCGGGUUUUAAGAGUAUCUUCGACCAAUGCGAGCCCAAUGCGGGUGAAAAUCCUUUGUUCAAUUCAGUUUACCUUUUAAACCAAAACCAUCAAUCAGAGCAUGAUACCAAUUACUUCCCUCCUCGAACUUUGGCCUGUGGUCUUAACAUUGGGGCGCCGUUGACGGUCGAUAAAGAUUGUCAAAAUGCGUUCAAUAGUAUCUCGGUCGAUAGUAAGGGUCGAUUGCUGGGUGAUAAGGGUCAACCGGCACCUUCCAUAUUGAAGACGUUGAAAACCUGCACGGUGCUCAUAUACACGACCGACGACUCCCCACUCAUCGCGAAAAAGAGCGAGAUCGGUUCAGUAGUUUCGAAGACAAUCAAAGAAUGUAAAGGAAAGUCUGGCGUGAUAGGUUUAACGAAGGGAGCCAGCGGCAACAAUGGUUUGACCGUGGUCAGAGUAAGAAGUAGCCUACGAUGCGGUUCUCGAGCCGAUUCUGGGGGACAAUACUGUGCUCCCUAG